Molecule: messenger RNA, 1770 nt
Organism: Pedinophyceae sp. YPF-701
Lineage: Eukaryota; Viridiplantae; Chlorophyta; Pedinophyceae
Source: the annotation of a GenBank genome assembly
AUGUUCGCCCGGCACACGGCGACCCUCUCGCGCGCCGCGUUCGCGUCGACGCCGCGCGUGUGUCCUACCGCCGAGCGGCUGCUUGUGCUGCCCUCUACAAUCAUAGUGCGCGGACUCGAGCGCCGCAUCGCCACGCCGUGCGCGCUCGGGCCCGCCCAGGAUGAGCUGGCCAGCGUGCUCUCUCCGCCGCUCGAGGCCGACGUCAGCGCCCCCAUCGAGGACCUCCCGGACGUAGUUACCACCGGUAUGUCGGACGAGGCCAAGAAGAAAAUCGCGAGAGCGCAGCGCCGGCGCUGGAAGGACCCUGAGCUGCGCCACCGCGUCAAGGAGAAGCUGAAGGGUCGCACGCCCUGGAACAAGGGCCGGUCGCUGUCCGAGGAGCACAAGGCGAAGAUUGCGGCCGCGCGAACAGGCCGCCCCGUCAGCCAGAAAGUGCGCACGAAGCUCAGCAAGCUCAAGGCCGGCAAAACGCUGGCGCCGGAGGCGCGCAGGAAGGUCUCCGCGGCGCUCGCGGGCAAGCCGAAGAGCACCGCGCACCGCGAGGCCAUCGCGGCGGCCCAGCGCAAGCGCCACGCCGCGGCGCGCGUGCUAAAGGCCAUUGAGUUGCACUACAGGGAGGAGUACGACUCGGUGCCGGCGUGGGGCCGCGGGCGGCCGUCGAACGCCAAGGUGAUGGCCGCGGCGGUCGGGCCGUCCGCGUCGCUCGUGGACGCGAGCGGCGCGGUCGCGGGGCCGCGGGGCGGCGUGAUGACGAUGGCGGUGGGCGGCGGCGGGCGCGGCGGGGGCGGGGGCGGCGUGGGGCCGGUGCGGCGCGGGGGCGCGGCGAAGAAGCAGGACCGCCCGACGGUGUCGGCGGUGGUCGACGAGUACACGGGGAUGCUGCGCGAGUACCGCGCGCUGCAGGAGGAGCUCAAGCCCUGGACGAGCGCCUUCGUCACGCAGCACGGCCGCAAGCCGCGCCUGGCAGAUGUGGAGCACACGGGGAUCCAGUGGCUCAUCGCGCGGUACAAGAAGUACCUCGUCAUCCGCGAGCACGUGCUCUCCAGCACGCCCUCGCUGCGCAACCGCAUCGGGUCCGCGCGCCCGACCGACGCCGAGGCGCAGGCCUCGAUCAACAACAUCAACGCCGCGCGGCCCGCCGCGGGCGCCGGCGCCAGCCGCGGCGUCCCGAACAUCACGGGCGGCUCGGGCAUGAGCACGGUGCCCACCAACAUCAACUCGGUGCCGUCGUCGGCGUCCUCCGCCGCCGCCGCGAAGCUCCGGAUGACGGCGGCGCUCAAGUACCGCGCGGGCGCGGCCAAGAACGGCGCGCAGCUCACCGGGUCGAUCGACGAGGGCCCGAGCACCGCCUCGGAGGCCGCUGCGGCCGCCGCCGCGCGCCCCACGCCGCCGGCCGCCUCGGACACCGCCGCGCCGUGGGAGUCGGUCGCCUCGCACGACGAGGACGACGACGCGGACUCGCCGCUGCGCCAGGUCGAGAAGACGCUGCGCGACAUGGCAGCGGCGGAGGAGCGCGCACAGAGCCCGGAGGGGGGGGCUGGCAGCGCGCCGGCCGCGGUGAGGCCGGGCGACGGGCUCGAGGCCGCGCGCGCGAAGCUGAUGGCGGGGCAGGAGGCCAAGGGCCCGGGCGCGCGGCGGGCGAACAAGGCGCUGCAGGCGGCGAUGGAGUACCGCAAGCAGCGCGCGAGCGAGGUGGCGUCGCGGGCGGCGGCGGCGGCGGCGCAGGCCGCGAAGCCGAAGGAGGCGCAGAGCGCGCGGGUGGGCACGUGA